CUAGCUAUGUAAUGAAAUGAAUGAAUGGUGAUUGAAUGGUAGAUUUUUACAGACUUUGACGAUGUUCUCGAUUUCUCGGCAACAUCGUCACUCCGAACUGUCACGGAGAGCUGCCUAAUUAGCUUUAGCCAAGGCAACACACGGGUGAAUAACAUCUUAUCUAAUCAUAUCACGGAUCUAUACGGAGAAGUUAUGAAACAGAAUAAUCGGACGAUAAUACCUUAAUACCUUACGAGAAGGGCCUUUUAAUCUGUAACUCUCAUUGUCUGCGUGGCUACGCUUUGAUGCCCGAGCCUUUGAAAGGGCUUAAAAUGUGGAACUCAAGAUUCUUCAGACGACUUCAGGUGAAUCAUUUUGAUUUUAUUUUGGAUACAAGCACAUGUGUUCUUUUCGUCUCUAUGUAUCUGCAGAUCGUCCCUGGGCCUGGAACUGUUGUGUUUGGACCAUAUUUUUGCUUGACAUUGGGCGGAAACGGGAGAUCUUUUCCUGAAAAGUUAUUGAAGCAGGAGGAUCUUAUAGUAAUUUGAUAUCCAGCUUAAAAAUGCCGAGUAAAAAUCUUUCUUAUGACAUCAUUUCACUAUUUGUUGUGAAAUUUUGAAUCCAGGAAUGUAGCUCUUAUCUUUUCACAUCGCGGUGCCGUUGGCGAGUAACAUUCAGAUUAUAUUCAUCUCACAGUAAACAUUUCGUCACAUCUUGACAUCUUCUUUUAAGACGGACGUCUGAUUUAUUUCAAGACGUCAUUAAUUGGAUUUGUGCGGAUAGUGCAUCGAACUCGAUAUAUCAAGUUGUUUGUAUCAAUAACUCUUCCCGACAACCGUCAUAUAGUGUAUGAACCAUGUUUUUCUUGCUUUCUUCGUAGAUGGAACAUGCUUAGAAUACAUUACCCUUUAUUCGAGGAAUAGUUUUUAUUUUUAAUGAGAUAUCAAUCCAGCUCUCACGAUGGGGGUCGUCAUCUCUAAGACUUUUGGUGUCCCCUUUUCAAUCUCGGUCAAGACCGGUGAUCGCAAAGGAGCAGGGACGGACUCCAACGUCGUCAUCGCUCUCUACGACACGGACGGUCGACGGUCAAACGACCUCCACCUCGAUUCCCUCUUCAGGGAUGACUUCGAGAGCGGAGGACGAGAUCGUUUCCACAAGCUCUCCGGCGUGGUCGACUUCGGGACGCUAUCGCACGUUGAACUUUGGCGAGAUUCCAAGGGGUUAUUCGAUGAUUGGUUUUGUGACGUCAUUGACGUGGUUAACAUGAAAACAAAGGAGAGACAUGUCUUUCCUGUCCAUAGAUGGAUACCAGCAAAUAAGAAAAUUAAACUUAGGCCCUUUGAUAUGAUCUUGCCUCAGAAAGAUGAGAUGUCCAACCGAAGGGAAGAAGAAUUGAAAGCUAAAAAAGAAUUGUACAAGCUGACCCACAACAUGGCUAUUCCACAGGUCAAAUCUUUCCCGAAAGACGAGUCUUUCUCUAACGACUACUUGUGGGACCUUGGAAAAAACAUGAUACAGCUAACGUUGAAGGCAAAGAUGACACAGGUAUUGACCGGGAAAUGGAAGUCACUAGAAGACAUCAAAAAGAUUUAUAAACCGCCACUUCUCCCCCUUCCUGAGAAAUAUUACAACUGGAGGACGGAUAUGAACUUCGGAUACCAACGGUUGACCGGUUGCAAUCCGGGAAUGAUACGACUUUGUACAGAGAUUCCGAAAAGAUUCGCAGUAACCAAUGAGGCUCUGCAGCCGUUACUUGAAAAUAUGACUAUCGAUGAGGCGUUAGUGUACAAACGACUGUUUAUCAUAGACUACGAGUUCUUGAGGGACCUCCCAUGUUCCUACGGUAGAACGAUGUGUGCCCCUACGGCCUUGUUUUAUCUCAAUGAUGCAAAGUGUCUAUUACCAGUAGCCAUUCAACUCUUCCCUGAUCCAGCACCUAACAAUCCAGUGUUUUAUCCGACCGACCCGGAGUAUACGUGGCUCCUCGCUAAGAUGUACUUCAACAACGCAGACGGUGCGUACCAUGAGUCCGCUUCUCAUCUUGGUUUCACUCAUGUCGUCGGCGAAGCCAUCGUAGUUGCAACGCAUCAGUGUCUCUCUCCAUCGCAUCCAGUGUUCCGACUUCUAGCGCCUCAUUUUCUUUACCUCAUUGCUAUCAAUAAUCGGGCUGUUGGCCAACUGAUCAGCCCUGGUGGUCACGUGGACAAGACGAUGGUGAUUGGACGGGUAGGAAUGCUCGAGAUCAUCAAACGGACGUGGUGCAACUGGAGAUUAGACGUACAGGGCUCCCUCAUCGGUGACCUACAAGACAGGGGUGUCCUCGACCCAGAAGUCCUACCGAACUACCAUUAUCGAGACGAUGCCUUGUUGGUUAGAAAAGCCAUCAAUGAUUACUGUAGAGCCAUCAUAUCGCAUUAUUAUGAUUCUGCCGAGCAGGUUGUAGCCGAUCAUGAGCUUCAGGAAUGGGGGCGGAUCAUUGGCGGCAAAGGAAAAGAUCCAGAUGAAGUCACUGUUAAUAUGAAGGGAUUGCCGAAUGGUGGCAAGUUUAUGAGUGUCGAUGAUGUGGUGGAGACUGUCACUAAUUUCAUGUACAUAUGUAGUGUUGCGCAUGCGUCUGUCAACUUCGGCCAGUAUGACGAGUAUGCAUACCCUCCGAACUACCCGGCAUUUCUUCAUGGUAAACCACCGAAAGACAAGACUCCAUUAACGGAGAAGGAUAUUAUUGCUCAGCUACCAGAUAAAGAGGAAACCCUUGAUGUCAUCGUACUAACCAAGAUUCUGAGUAGCAAAGGCACGAACUCUCUAGGCGACUUUGAAGUACAAUAUAUAUACGACCCUCCUGGACUCAAAGCUCUAGACAAAUUCCGGAAAGACCUUGAGGAGGUUGGGCGAAUUAUCGAUGAACGGAAUGAAACACGAGAGGUCAAAUACACCUACCUUCAUCCAAAAGUUAUUCCGAAUUCUAUCAGUAUUUAGACUCUUAUGAGUCUAUUCUUCAUGUUCUUGAAGUGUUAUCAUUAGAUAGAGACAAACUGUCGACGUAAGCAUCAAUUCAUGUGAGAACGGCAAGACCUUUAAAAAAUAAAUGGUUCAAAGGUCAGUGAAAUGGUCAAACUAGCCAAAGAACUGCCAUGAUCAUGCGCAUGCGCUAUUUUACCACCGGGUUCCUGAUAGGCCUAUCUACCGCAAUGCAUUGCCUAUGUGGAUCAGGUGACUAUUAUAAUGGAAAUUACGCCGAGCUCUGCGAUAACCAGGAGCUAUAAAUGGUUGAACGUAUAUAAUGAACCAAGAAGACGUGAUUCGCAAUUAAUCUGCAUGCCACUUUCUGUGAUUGAAAAUGUACUAAAUACUGACGUUAUAAGCAGGCCUAUGCUCAUACUGAUAUAGUCCGAAAAAGGGACAAAGUUUUACUGAGGAUUCAGAAAAAUUCGGAACUUUAUUCUGUGUGUAUGAUAGAUGAUUUUAUUUUUUGUAAUAGUCUCUUGAAAAGGGGACCGAGUGAUUUUUUUUUCUCGUAAGUGUGCACCUGUUACUCGUUGCUAUGUCAGGGAAACUUUGUAUGGUUUUCGAGAAGAGCAUAUGUUGAGGAUAUCACAUUUUGAACGGAAUACCGAACUGCCCGAGAUAAGGAAUUGUGAACUGAUGAGAAAACGAGUGUUUUCUGAAGCUCGACUUGUGACAAAUCGGGAUGGCCCGCAAUUUGAAGACUUUACUCGUGCAGGUACUUACACAAAACCGAAUUGAGGACGUGUUCGAUUGGAUUCACAAACACUAGACCGAUGCUAAAUAAGGUUUGAUUACCCUUAGGCCAUGUCAGUCAUCGAACUCUCAGGAACAACUUACUGUGCCAGAGCACUUUGUCAGAAACACCAAAUGACUUCAUGCAACAAGGAAAUUAACUAGGAAGAGUGCAUUUGUGAAAUUGUUGUAUUUUUUUCACAUUUCUUCGUUAUUGUUUGAAUAAAAGGACUGCAUGUAGCAAUGUUACCAUUAUUCCAUAUGUUACAAUACUAGAUAUAUUGGUCACUGGCAUUGACUUGAUAUUAAGUUUAAUUAAUUACAAAACGAAACAAACCCCAUCCGUCCCGCCCUGUCCAGAAGAAAAAUUCUGACUUCCGGUCUAAAAGAAAUUAAAACUCAACAAUCCUCUGUCAAUAAUUAGUAAAAAAGCAAAACAUUUCUUUUACCCAAAUGGGUGGGAUAUCUGAUGUUAUAUAUAACUCACUCUUAGUCUUCUUUUCCCAGUAGUCUUUCAUAGAACUUUGUAAAUAAACCAUUUCCAUAUUGUUGUAAUUUUUUUUAUAAUGCAUCCUUUCCACCUUUUCUUGCCUUUGCACCAAAGCUAUAAAUACUUAUUAUUUGAACUGUAUAAUCGCUUGAUCGCUUCGAAUCAUAGUACUAAAAGAAUUCUAUUGAUAUUUGUUUUUUAAGGAAAAAGUGAAAAAUAUUGAAGCUAGAUAAUCACACAUAAGCGAUAUAUAAUUUGUGUUAAUUUAUAUGACCAUAUUAUUUUCUGCUUGCACACCCAUUACCUGAAUGUAUAUACUGUACAUGUACUUACUUUAUAUAUUUUUAUAUGUUUUACAUCGCGCACAAGACUUUCUUAAAUCAAAGACGAUCACUUUUUUAUUUGAAUAAAAUUGUAGUUUAACCAUUUUGAAUAGCAUAAUGUUAUAGAACCCGUUGUUGACAUCACUCCUCAUCGGAGACUGAAGAAGCUUGUCACAUUGAUAAAGGAAUCAAUCGUGGUCUUGUCAUAAUUCAGUGGAGAUAAGUAGAAUAUUAAAUGAUUUUCUUAACCCAAAGUAAUUGUCUAAAAAUUACUUAACGAAGUUAAGUUUGACCAUCUUUGAAAAUCACUCGAAAAUGUUGGUUCCCCCCAAAUACUGAGUACCAUGUUUAAAGAAAUUGUACAACUGCAAUCAUAAUGAGAUUAUUCCUCCUCAGGAUGUGUGAUACAUUUUGUAAUUACAGCGUGUAUUACAAUAGGGCUAUUUAUAGUGAUUUCCCUUGUUUUAAUCCGUUUUUCAUCCUUUUGUGUGUUGUAUGAAUAUCUAGACUAAAUCUAUUUUUGUUAAUGAAUACAAAUAUAAUAAACUAACCACA
Messenger RNA from Lytechinus variegatus (green sea urchin), 5085 nucleotides. RefSeq names its product polyunsaturated fatty acid 5-lipoxygenase-like. The coding region runs from base 940 to 2955 and encodes 671 amino acids. Gene Ontology annotation, biological process: lipid oxidation; lipoxygenase pathway; hepoxilin biosynthetic process. Gene Ontology annotation, molecular function: oxidoreductase activity, acting on single donors with incorporation of molecular oxygen, incorporation of two atoms of oxygen; metal ion binding; protein binding. The transcript is spliced from 12 exons. The record is from RefSeq and is a predicted model, not a curated record. NCBI's taxonomy places the organism in Eukaryota, Metazoa, Echinodermata, Echinoidea, Temnopleuroida, Toxopneustidae.